Molecule: messenger RNA, 802 nt
Organism: Lycium ferocissimum
Lineage: Eukaryota; Viridiplantae; Streptophyta; Magnoliopsida; Solanales; Solanaceae
Product: protein COBRA-like
Exons: 3
Coding region: 128-802 (224 amino acids)
Biological process (GO): cellulose microfibril organization; plant-type cell wall cellulose biosynthetic process
Cellular component (GO): plasma membrane
Source: RefSeq, a predicted model, not a curated record
UAAUAUGGCAUGUGAGCAUGUGAAAUUAAUCCACUUGUCACUGAAGUGACCACCAUUAUAUUGUCAACUUUAAUUUCUCUCUUGCUUCAAUAGCUUAUUUUGAGCAAUACGUUUGACUCAGGAAGGAAUGAAGUUCUUCAGAUCUCUUUCAAAGUUGAAUGCCACUAAUGUACUAUUAGUGGUCUUGCUGUCUUCUUUUUGCUUUUCCUCAACAGAUGCAUAUGAUGCACUUGAUCCCAACGGGAACAUCACAAUAAAAUGGGAUGUCAUCAGCUGGACACCAGAUGGAUAUGUUGCCGUGGUGACUAUUUACAACUUUCAGCAAUAUAGGCAUAUUCAACCACCAGGCUGGACUUUAAAAUGGACAUGGGCAAAGGAUGAGGUGAUAUGGAACAUGACGGGAAGUCAGGCAAUAGAGCGAGGUAAUUGCUCAAAAUUCAAAGGAGAUAUUCCCCAUUGCUGUAAGAAGGACCCAACAAUUAUCGACUUGUUGCCCAACACUCCUCUCAACCAGCAGAUUGCAAAUUGCUGCAAGGGCGGAGUUGUCAACUCAUGGGGCCAGAAUCCUGCAAGCGCUGUUAGUUCGUUCCAACUCAGUGUUGGUUCUGCUGGAACAUCAAACAAAACAGUUAGAGUACCUAAAAACUUCACCUUAAAGGCACCAGGACCUGGAUAUGCUUGUGGACCUGCUAAAGUUGUUAAACAGACUAAAUUUAUUACUCCAGAUGGGAGAAGAGUUACACAGGCUAUGAGUAAGUUAAUUGGUUCAACUACAUGCGUUAUUCAGUACUCUUCUGGUUGA